This is a messenger RNA of Spea bombifrons (plains spadefoot toad), 2357 nucleotides long. It is a transcript of the gene PABPC1, whose product is annotated as poly(A) binding protein cytoplasmic 1. Lineage: Eukaryota; Metazoa; Chordata; Amphibia; Anura; Pelobatidae. Gene Ontology annotation, molecular function: RNA binding. Bases 13 to 1926 code for a protein of 637 amino acids. Gene Ontology annotation, cellular component: ribonucleoprotein complex. The transcript is spliced from 15 exons. The record is from RefSeq and is a predicted model, not a curated record.
CUCUAGGAAAAGAUGAAUCCCAGUGCUCCCAGUUACCCCAUGGCUUCCCUGUACGUUGGGGAUCUGCACCAAGACGUGACUGAAGCCAUGCUGUAUGAGAAGUUCAGUCCUGCAGGCCCCAUCUUGUCAAUCAGAGUCUGCAGGGAUAUGAUCACCCGGAGAUCUCUUGGCUACGCAUACGUCAACUUCCAGCAGCCGGCUGACGCUGAGCGUGCUUUGGAUACGAUGAACUUUGAUGUCAUAAAGGGCAAACCUGUGCGUAUCAUGUGGUCUCAGCGUGACCCCUCUCUCCGUAAAAGUGGUGUUGGCAACAUCUUCAUCAAGAAUCUGGACAAGUCUAUCGAUAAUAAAGCUCUGUAUGAUACCUUUUCAGCGUUUGGAAAUAUCCUUUCGUGUAAGGUCGUGUGUGAUGAAAAUGGAUCAAAAGGCUAUGGAUUUGUUCACUUCGAGACACAGGAGGCUGCUGAGAGAGCCAUCGAUAAAAUGAACGGCAUGCUCUUGAAUGACCGCAAAGUGUUUGUCGGCCGUUUCAAAUCCCGCAAAGAAAGAGAGGCUGAACUUGGAGCCAGAGCUAAAGAGUUUACAAAUGUAUACAUCAAGAAUUUCGGGGAAGACAUGGAUGACGAGAGACUUAAGGAAAUGUUUGGUAAAUACGGACCAGCUCUUAGUGUUAAAGUUAUGACUGAUGAACAUGGCAAAUCCAAAGGCUUUGGCUUCGUCAGCUUUGAAAGGCACGAGGACGCUCAAAAAGCUGUGGAUGACAUGAACGGCAAAGAUAUGAAUGGCAAAGCCAUAUAUGUUGGCCGUGCCCAGAAGAAGGUGGAAAGACAAACUGAGCUGAAACGAAAAUUUGAACAAAUGAAGCAGGACAGAAUCACCAGAUACCAGGGUGUGAACCUUUAUGUGAAGAAUCUGGAUGAUGGUAUUGAUGAUGAACGCCUGCGGAAAGAAUUCUCACCUUUUGGGACAAUCACCAGUGCAAAGGUCAUGAUGGAAGGCGGUCGUAGCAAAGGUUUUGGAUUCGUAUGCUUCUCCUCCCCCGAGGAGGCCACCAAAGCAGUUACUGAAAUGAAUGGCAGAAUUGUGGCCACCAAACCAUUGUAUGUUGCUCUGGCACAGCGCAAGGAAGAGAGGCAAGCACAUCUGACCAAUCAGUAUAUGCAGAGGAUGGCCAGCGUUCGUGCCGUACCUAAUCCCGUAAUCAACCCCUACCAGCCACCACCAUCCAGCUACUUCAUGGCUGCCUUACCACCAACUCAGAACCGCGCUGCGUACUAUCCUGCUGGGCAGCUUGCUCAACUCAGACCAAGUCCCCGCUGGACCGCCCAGGGUGCCAGACAUCCGUUCCAGAACAUGCCAGGGACUAUCCGCGCUGCUGCUCCAAGGCCACCAGCUUUCGGAGCCAUGAGGCCAACCUCUUCCCAGGUUCCACGUGUUGUGUCUGCACAGCGUGUUGCAAAUACAUCAACACAGACUAUGGGCCCUAGACCCACCACAGCUGCAGCGGCAGCAGCUGCUACUUCCAACGUACGCUCUGUUCCUCAGUACAAGUAUGCUGCUGGUGUCCGUAAUCCUCAGCAACAUCUUGGCACACAACAGCAAGUUACCAUGCAGCAGCCGGCUGUCCAUGUGCAAGGUCAGGAGCCUCUGACUGCUUCCAUGCUGGCUGCAGCUCCUCCACAGGAACAGAAACAAAUGCUUGGUGAGCGUCUAUUCCCUCUGAUCCAAGCUAUGCAUCCAACCCUUGCUGGUAAAAUUACUGGCAUGCUACUGGAGAUUGACAACUCUGAGCUUCUUCACAUGCUGGAGUCACCAGAGUCUCUGCGCUCCAAGGUGGAUGAAGCUGUUGCUGUGCUGCAGGCCCAUCAGGCUAAGGAGGCUGCCCAGAAAGCCGUGAAUAACACCACAGGAGUGGUUGCUGUGUAACAUACAUACAGAUGGAACAUCAAUGAACCUCACUUCACCGGAGAAAACUACCAAAACAUGGAAAAACCUGAAAUCUUGCAAAAAACACUGCAAAACAUAAAAUCCAAUAAAAAAGGAAAGGAAACUUCAAUGCUUACGUACAGAGCAAAUGCCAGGUCUGGCAUAAUUGCUAGUCCUAGAUAUUAAAAAAAAAUAUAUAAAAUUAAAAAAAAUAGCAAAAUAAAAAAACAAACAUAAUGUUUUUUUAGUCCUGGGGAAAGGCAUUUUGAAAACAGUACGGGAAGUUAAGCAUUCCUUUCUUUUGAUUUUUGUAAUUUACUGUGGAAAAGCUCAGAAUUUCACUGCAGUAGGUUGUGGGAAAUGAUAGCUGGGCAAAGAAACAUAAUUUGGAUUAUAAAAAUUCUUGCUUUAAUAAAAUUACUUUAAAACAA